UUGCUCUGCACACGGCACUGGGUCAGAGUUUCCUUCACUCAUGAUAGUGUGCGUACACACACCCGUUUCCAGGCACCGCAAUAUGGCGAUGGAGCUACUUCAAAGGGAAGGCAGGUGGUACCUAGGAGUGAAAGUCAAGGACAAGAUUCCUGUUUCGUGCCUGGUACUUCAGGGCAACAGCGACACUAUAUACCGUUGCGUGAACUGCAAGUUCGUCCCAGAAACGUUGUGCCAUCUAGAAUGCAGGCACCAAAUGUGUGAAGGCUGUUUUGGAACCUUCACAACGUAUAUUUGUGAACGUGACCAGACUGUCACAAGGAAAGAAUCGGUGCUCACUUCAGAGAAACGAUGCAACACAGACCUUGAAGCAUUUGUUCUUCAGUGCCCUAGUUGCGACCAAAAAAGGGACUACCCCUCUAUCAAGAAGCACCUGCAGGAACAUUUUGCGGCCAAUGAAGAGCAAGUGCGAGCAAGCGAACAUUUGGAGAACGCCGAAAAGCUGGUUGAUGAUCACCCUCUGUCAACCCAGAGCCAUAAGGACAAUCGAACAACUGAACAGCCCGACAUGGAGCUAGAAGACGGCACAUCCUUGGUUUCGAUGGACACCUCUGGUGAUGAGCAGAGAAAGGAAAGCGACAGAGGCGAUGCUUCAGGAUCAAAAACAUGUCCAUUAGGUGCAACGACAUGGGAUAAAGAAGAGUAUUUGGAGCACUUGAAAGCAUGCGAGGAGCGCCUUACGAAGUGCUCGGAGUGCAUGCAAGAAGUGAAAUAUAAACACUAUGGCAAUCACCUACUGGAGUGUACAAAAAAGGACGACAAGAAAAAAUCAGACCGGACGUUAACAUGUGCGAAAGCGAAACACCCUUCGUUUGGGAACUACGAACACGCUGAGGACAUAAGUGAGAGACGUCAGAAGGUUGAAGAAGUAGAAGCACUAAAGCGAGCCAUCAAAGCGCUGGAAGAAAGGAUUGAACAUUUGGAGAAGCCAUUGGUGAAGAUCAUCCAAAAACUUCGUGAGAACGCUGAGCGGCGGAAAUAUUGAACAGAGCUUACAGCAUGAAAUAUGUCUUCAACGCUGAGAAAUCCCCUGUGACGCAGUGCCUGUCAAGACUGACAGGUUGCUAUUGAAGAGUGCGACAAUGAAUUUAAGGCCUACAGUGAGUUGGUGGAAGCAAUUUCGGAGGCCCAUACCUGUGAUAUUUCAUUUCUAUGUUGUGUUGUUUUCAGUGCAAUCAUAAAAUGUUCUAUUUUCAUAGUAUUUGAAAAUUUCUAAGCACCUGGAAAUAGGUCAUAUUUUAUUUAUCCUGUCAAAAAUAAUGGUGAUUUUACAUUGCUGUUUUCUUGCACAAUAGAAAAUAAACACUUUAAAAAUGCG
Rhipicephalus microplus (southern cattle tick) is the source of this 1375-nucleotide messenger RNA. RefSeq lists its product as uncharacterized. The record is from RefSeq and is a predicted model, not a curated record. NCBI's taxonomy places the organism in Eukaryota, Metazoa, Arthropoda, Arachnida, Ixodida, Ixodidae.